Molecule: messenger RNA, 1354 nt
Organism: Solanum lycopersicum (tomato)
Lineage: Eukaryota; Viridiplantae; Streptophyta; Magnoliopsida; Solanales; Solanaceae
Product: phospholipase A(1) DAD1, chloroplastic-like
Biological process (GO): lipid metabolic process
Molecular function (GO): glycerophospholipase activity
Source: RefSeq, a predicted model, not a curated record
UGAAAAUCUACAUUAUUAAAUCAUGAAGCUUUCUUUUAAACCAUCACCUUCAUGCACUUCCAAACAAAACCUCCAACAACAUACAUUAAUCCAGUGUGUCACCAUUACUAAACCAGCAAAUAAGUUCACAAGAAAUAUAAAUCUCACCAAAAACAUCAAAAACAUCAUCCUUGGCUGGAUUACUAAUAGUGAUGAGAAGACUAGUUCAACAUCUUCUUGGACGAUGCCUAGUUUCUCUGGACAGAGCCCAGAGAAAAUAGGCAAGAAUUGGAUGGAGUAUCAAGGAAUAAAGAAUUGGGAAGGUCUGCUUGAUCCACUAGAUGAUAAUUUACGUGGAGAAAUAAUUCGAUAUGGACAUUUUGUUGAAGCUGCGUACAGAGCAUGCAAUUUUGAUCCUUCUUCUCCUUCAUACGCAAUGUGCAAAUACUCGAGAAAGAAAUUGUUUCAUCUUUCUGGCUUUUCGGGUACUGGUUAUCGUAUUUCCAAGUACUUGAAAGCUACUAGUGGGAUUAAUCUUCCAAAUUGGGUUGAUAAAGCUCCUAAAUGGAUGUCAAAGCAAUCAAGUUGGAUUGGUUAUGUUGCGAUUUGUCAUGACCAAAGAGAAAUAGCAAGACUAGGGAGAAGAGACGUUGUUAUUGCCUUACGAGGCACAGCAACUUGUUUAGAGUGGCUCGAGAAUCUACGAGCCACUCUAACUCCUCUCCCUAACAUUAAACAUACCAUAUGUUGCCCGAUGGUUGAAAGUGGUUUCCUAAGUUUAUAUACAUCCAAAAUAGACGCGCAACAGAGUCUACAAGACAUGGUUAGAGAAGAAAUAGACCGAAUUAAAAAAUUAUACGAUGGUGAAACUUUAAGCUUCACUAUCGCAGGUCACUCCCUUGGGGCCGCGUUAGCGACUCUAACAGCCUAUGAUAUUAAACAAUUUUUCAGAGAUAUACCACUAGUAACAGUCAUGUCCUUUGGUGGUCCAAGAGUUGGAAACCAUAGUUUUCGAUACCAUCUUGACAAACAAGAUACCAAAAUUUUGCGUAUCGUCAACUCAGACGAUCUUAUAACAAAAAUUCCUGGAUUCGUCAUUGACAACAAUGACGAUGAUGAUAAAUAUGUGGAAAAAAGUGAUCACUGGAUGAAAAGGCUUGUGGAAGAUAGUCAAUGGGUAUAUGCAGAUGUUGGAUGUGAGUUACGUUUAAGUAGUAGUGGUUCACCACACUUUAAUGGGAUUAAUAUUGCAACUUGUCAUGAAUUAAAUACUUAUCUUCAUUUAGUUAAUAGUUUUGUUAGCUCAAGUUGUCCUGUUAGAGCUACUGCAAAAAAAAUUAUGCACAAAAGUAACAAUAAUGUAAAAUGUACGUAA